UUGGUGUUUCCGUGUGUACAGCGGUGCGCUUCCGUCACCUUGAUGAAGACCAUGUGCCGCUCAUGGGUGAUUCCAGUGAAGAGACCACUGAAGAGGCGCGCGCUCGGGCAGUGCUCGAUGGGCCAAAGAAAGAGGAGAAGUCCGCAGAGUCUGACGGGGACUCGAAGGGUGCACCUGAAGAUGGUACCGAUUGCUCAGCGCACGUCCAGACAUGGCGUGCCAGUCUGCUGGAGCAAGCGAAGCGCCGAGACGAGCCACUGCAGGGCCUCUUAGCCCUCUUCGAGCAGUACAACUCCUGCCGUCGCAGUUUGCAGGCGGUUACCAAAUGUGCCAAUGUCCGCUGUAAACCAGCACCGCCAGAGGAACCCGCAUCGCAGGAGCUGCUGCGCAACACAGAGAAGUUGAUGCGACAGAAGGAUGCUGAGAUCACGGCACUGCAACGGCAGAACAAGGAAUUGCAAGAGGAGCUGCAGGAGAAAGAGUUGGCCCAUGCUCAGACAGGCAGAGAGGCCACUCGGAUAUCUCAAGAGAAUGGGAAGCUGAAUCAAGAGCUGAACCACCUCCGGGAGCGGCUGAGGCAGAUUGAAGCAGAGGCCGGAUCCCGCUUCUCAGAGCGAAUCGGCGACGAGUCUUCAGCUCCGCGCAGGUCUCCCGAGCUUCCAGAGGAGCGCCGCGUCCGGGUGGUCAUCCAGAAAGAUCUCACAUGUCUCAGUGCCGCAGGCUCACAAGCUGACCCUCUGCCGCCCUCGUUGGUGGCGGUGGGCACCGCGGAUGGCUAUGUGGAGCUCUUGGAUGCCGGCACCGGGCGCACCCACUCCCGUAUCUCCGUGGCGCGGCAGCUGCCCAAAGCCCAUGCCACAGGGCUGCUGUUGGCGGCCUCCUCCGACCAAGCCGUGCGGCUCCUGGACCUGCAGAGGCAGCGCCUGCUUCACACCCUACGGGGCCACCGGGGGCUGAUUUCUGCCUGCGGCUGGCUGCAGGGGUCCAAAGCCUUCACGGCAGGGGCCGACAGGACUGUGAAGAUUUGGGACAUGGAGAAAGGGCAGAUCGUGAGGUCCAUGCCUUGCGCCGGGCCUGUGACCACUGCUCGGUCACGGAAGGGCGUGGUGGUGGCCGGAUACGCUGACGGAAGACUAUCUGUCUUUGAUCCUCGGCUACCGGAGGCCCCAGCAGAGCCAGUGCGACUCCACCAGUCCGCGCAGGCAGUGGUGGGCGUGCAGUUGUCGCAAGAUGGCAACUGGAUUUUGAGCCAAGCUCAGGACGGCUCGCUCUGCUGUACUGCCAUGGGCUGUCCAGAGCCGACGCUGCGCUUGCAGGCAUCCGGCCCGUUGGACAGUGGCCCUUCGCCACCAGCCUUCUCGCCUGACGGAGCCUACAUCUUCGCCCGUGGUGCUGCCAGCGUCCAUUGCUGGACAUCUUCCGGGGAGCUGGUGCACAACCAUGACUACACGCCAACGGUGUGUGUUUGCUGGGACCUGAAUCAGCCGAUCUCCAUUCAUCGUAAUGGCAACCUCCUGAUGUGGGGUGCCAGCGCCCCGUCCAGCGCGCCGUCCAGCGUCCCGUCCAGCGCCCAAAGGGCCGAGGCUGUGGACGGCUUUUCCGACGCCUCCCAGUGAGUCCCCACAAGUUGGCAUAUCGCUGCGGGUGUCAAGCUGCUGCCGACCAGCUGCGGAA
Molecule: messenger RNA, 1674 nt
Organism: Effrenium voratum
Lineage: Eukaryota; Dinophyceae; Suessiales; Symbiodiniaceae
Source: the annotation of a GenBank genome assembly